GGCGUGUCCCGCUCCCUUUGAAGCGUUGAAUGGAGGGAGGGGGCGUGGCAGGAAGUUGUCUGCUUGGCGGAACGGAGAGCGUCCAGGUUGGCAUGAUGGUGGAUUCCCAGUAUGUUCUGCCCAAUGAUAUUGGCAUCGCGACGCUGGACUGCAACGAAGCCUUCCGGCUCUUAUCCCCAGAAGAGAGGCUGUAUGCCCACUAUCUCUCCCGGGCCUGCUGGUACGGCGGGCUGGUGGUCCUGCUCCAGACCUCCCCAGAAUCUCCAACCAUCUAUGUCCUCCUGUCGCGGCUCUUCCGAGCUCAGGAUCCCGUUGAGCUCGGGGAGUUGGCCCGCUCCCUCGGUCUCUCAGAGGAAGAGUAUCAGGCUUUGCUGGUUUACGCUGCCGCCCUCUAUGCCAACAUGGGCAAUUAUAAGUCCUUUGGUGACACCAAAUUUGUCCCCAACCUUCCCCAGGAGAAGCUGAAAAAGCUGGUGUGGGCAAGCCAGGCAUUCAAGGAGCACCCAGAACAGAUGGAAGCGCUAUGGGGCCGUUGUGGGAACCCCAUGUUCUCCUUAGAGCCCAGGCAGAAGCAUUUGGGGCUCAGUGACGAGGGUAUUUCCACGUACUUCUCUCUGGACUGCACCAUGGAAGAUGCGAAGCUAGCCCAGGAUUUUCUGGAUUCUCAGAACAUCAGCGCUUAUAACACGAGGCUUUUCAAGACCCAGGUGGACGGGAAGGUCACCUACGAGGUUCGCCUGGCGUCCGUGGUUUCAGACGAUGCCCAGCUGGACGAUGACAUGACCGCCAAGAUGAAAUGCUUCCAGUUUGGGGGCUGCGUGUUUAACGUGACCUUUGGCGAUUAUGCCCCGCUGCUGCAGAAGGUUGUGGAGAACCUCCAGAAAGCCCAGCCUCAUGCCGCCAACGCCACCCAGGCAGAAAUGCUGACCCACUACGUCACCAGUUUCACGCAGGGCUCCAUCGCCGCCCACAAGGAGGGCUCCCGUUGCUGGAUUCGGGAUAAAGGGCCCAUUGUGGAGAGUUACAUCGGCUUCAUCGAGAGCUACCGAGACCCCUACGGUUCCCGGGGAGAGUUCGAAGGGUUUGUGGCUGUCGUCAACAAGGCCAUGAGUGCGAACUUCGCCCGCCUGGUGGCGGCGGCCGAGCGCCUGCUGGAGGAGCUGCCGUGGCCUCGCGCCUUCGAGAAGGACACUUUCCUGAAGCCUGACUUCACCUCCCUCGAUGUUCUGACUUUUGCCGGCAGUGGGAUUCCGGCCGGCAUCAACAUCCCCAACUACGACGACAUCCGCCAGACAGAUGGCUUCAAGAACGUUUCGCUGGGGAACGUCCUGGCGGUGGCCUAUUCCACGCAGAAAGAAAAGCUGACCUUCCUUGCUGAGGAGGACAAGGAUCCCUACAUCAAGUGGAAAGGACCCUCUUUCGAGGUGCAGGUUGGUCUCCACGAACUUUUGGGCCACGGCAGUGGGAAGCUCUUCGUGCAGGAUGAUUCCGGUGCCUUCAACUUUGACCAGGAGGCAGUGAUCAACCCGGAGACGGGAGAACUAAUUCGGAGUUGGUACCGAGGGGGGGAGACGUGGGACAGCAAAUUUUCAAGCGUCGCGUCAAGUUAUGAGGAAUGUCGGGCCGAGUGUGUGGGGCUUUAUCUGUGCCUGAACAAAGAGGUUUUAAGCAUCUUCGGAUUGGAGGGCGAAGAUGCCGAGGACGUGAUUUACAUCAACUGGCUGAACAUGGUGCGGGCUGGCCUGCUGGCGCUCGAAUUCUACACACCGGAAUCUGGAACGUGGCGCCAGGCCCACAUGCAAGCCCGCUUCGUCAUCCUAAGGGUGCUCCUGGAGGCCGGCCAAGGACUCGUGUCCUUGCGUCGCACGACCGGGGCCGACGGCAAGCCCGACGCGGUGAUCACCUUAGACCGCAGCAAGAUUUGCACCGUCGGGAAGCCCGCCCUGGAGCGUUUCCUCUGUAAACUGCAGGUCCUGAAAUCCACAGCCGAUGUGGUGGGCGGGCGCGCGCUCUACGAGGCCUACUCCGCCGUGACGGAUGAAGAACCUGAACGGUUUCUCACUCUGCGGCACACAGUCCUGCUGCGGAAGGAAGCCCGGAAGCUCUUUGUGCAAGCCAAUACCCGGCUGGAAGGCAAGGAUGUCGUCCUCGUGCAGUACGAAAGCAGCGCCGCAGGCCUGAUCCGAUCAUUCCGUGACCGCUUCCCCGAAGAUGCUGAAGUCCUGGAGCAGCAGCUGCUGCAGCUGGCACAGGCCGAUGCCCACUUCUGGAAGAGCUGAGAGCGGGACUUACCUAAGGCCUUUCCCAUGUGAACCCCCCCCCCCCAGUGGGCCA
Messenger RNA from Pogona vitticeps (central bearded dragon), 2334 nucleotides. RefSeq names its product dipeptidyl peptidase 3 (gene DPP3). Lineage: Eukaryota; Metazoa; Chordata; Lepidosauria; Squamata; Agamidae. The record is from RefSeq and is a predicted model, not a curated record. Gene Ontology annotation, biological process: proteolysis. Gene Ontology annotation, molecular function: dipeptidyl-peptidase activity; metalloexopeptidase activity. Gene Ontology annotation, cellular component: cytoplasm.